UUCCCUCCCGACUGUUUCAGUACAGCAAUCAACUCACUUCUUACACUCGCUCAACGUGGGAUAAUCCCGAAACUUCAGAAGAAACCCACCCCGGAAAAAACCGUUGCGCAACCAUCUCCAACCGCUGACAUGAAGUACACCAUCAUCACCGCCUUCUUCGCCGCCUACGUGGCCGCAGACGCGACCACGGAAGCCGUCAACAGGCUCGCUGCCCAGGUGCCCACCUGCGCGUUGACCUGUGUUACCAGCGCUGGCCAGUCUGUCAACUGCGGCGUCACAGACUUCAAGUGCUCCUGCUCCAAGGCAGACCAGCUCACACAAGUUUUCACCGACUGUCUCUCCAAGUCCCCCUGCAGCCCCGAUGAUCAAACAAAGUCCCUCGAGGUCGCUCAGCAGAUUUGCGCGUUGUUUGGCAACACCCCCGCGUCUGCAUCGGGUGCUGCUCCAUCGGGUGCCGCUGCAUCGAGUGCCGCUGCUUCCGGUGUCUCGGCCGCUACAGCCGGGAACAACGCAGCUACCACCUCUCCAGGAGCCGCAGCCGCAACCAGCUCAAAGCCCGCCGCCGCCGGCAAGGUCGAGGCUGUUGGCUGGGCUGGCGCUAUCGCCGCUGUUGCCGCCCUGGCUCUCUAA
This is a messenger RNA of Colletotrichum truncatum, 630 nucleotides long. RefSeq lists its product as uncharacterized. Lineage: Eukaryota; Fungi; Ascomycota; Sordariomycetes; Glomerellales; Glomerellaceae. The record is from RefSeq and is a predicted model, not a curated record.